UUUUUUGCUCCACUCCGGUCCUCGGUGCAAAGAAAUUGUGGAUGCUACACCUUGACACACUAAUUAAAUUGGGGGAGUGGCGACUCUAUCUGUUUCGUGACGAUUUACAUAAGCUCAGUGCUCCAACUUUGGUAUCAACUUGAGGCUCACAGCUUAUGGACAUGAAGUCCGAUACACCCGCGAAGGAGAAUGCAGUUGCGAAAGUUGCUCCUGAGGAAAAUGACGCGGUGAAAACCACAGAGGAGGAUGCUCGAUCUGCGUCGACGGAACCCCAGCUGAGGAAGAGAAAGACGGGCCUUCACAUAUUUUUCAUGGACAUAAGGAGCGUGUACAAGUUGGAUGAACUAGGAUCAGAGAUCGCAACGAUAGCGAUUCCGGCGGCGCUUGCUUUGGCAGCUGAUCCUCUUGCGUCUCUGGUAGACACUGCUUUCAUUGGCCAAAUAGGUUCGGUGGAGCUGGCAGCAGUAGGAGUCUCUAUUGCUCUAUUUAAUCAAGUUGCCAAGGUUGCAAUCUACCCUCUAGUUAGCGUUACGACAUCUUUUGUAGCAGAAGAAGAUGCUACUUGCAGUCAGAUCACUGAAGAGCGAAAAAACGCAGAUGUAGAAAAGGCGACUACCGUAAAUAACGAUAACGAAGAACCAACUUCUUGUAAUGUUUCAGACUCCAGAAAAGCAGGGUAUAGCAUUUCUUGUGUAGCUAACAAAUUUACAAAUCCGUUUCGAUCUGGGAGUAAGCGUAAGUAUAUACCAUCGGUAUCUUCAGCAUUGAUCGUCGGUGCACUGCUUGGAUUUGUUCAGACUAUUCUACUUACAUUUGGGGCAAAACCUUUGUUAAACAUCAUGGGUGUAAAAUCUGAUUCCCCAAUGCUAGCCCCAGCAUAUCGAUAUUUGACAUUGAGAUCACUUGGUGCUCCUGCUGUUCUCUUAUCAUUAGCUAUGCAAGGAGUUUUCCGAGGCUUUAAAGACACAAAAACUCCUUUAUUUGCAACAGUUAUUGGAGAUGUAACCAACAUCAUUUUGGAUCCAAUUCUGAUAUUUUCUCUUCGUAUGGGUGUCACCGGUGCUGCCAUUGCGCAUGUGGUUUCUCAGUACCUUAUAACAUCGAUACUCUUCUUUCGAUUAGUGAAACAGAUUGAUGUCGUCCCACCUAGCAUCAAAGCUCUUAACCUACGCCGGUUUCUUAGAUGUGUUUCGUUAUGUUUAUUUCAGGCUAUACUUGCUAGUGCAUUUGCUAGAGGAGAUCAGCGUAAAAUUCUGGCUUCUGCUGCCCGCGUCCUUCAGUUGAGCAUAGUUCUUGGGGUGGUGCUCGCUCUUGCGCUUGGACUUGGAAUGCAGUUUGGAUCAAGAAUAUUCACAAAGGAUGUCAAUGUGUUAAAGAUAGUACAUAGAGGAUUACCGUUUGUAGCUGCAACUCAACCGAUCAAUUCUCUGGCAUUUGUUUUCGAUGGUGUCAACUUUGGAGCAUCAGAUUACACCUUUGCAGCAUAUUCUAUGGUUGCCGUUGCUUCCAUUAGCAUCCCAUGCUUGAUUUUUCUCUCCUCAAGCCAUGGAUUUUUGGGAAUUUGGACUGCAUUGACGAUCUACAUGACCCUUCGGACCUUGGCCAGUAUUUGGAGGAUGGGGGCGGCGAGGGGGCCAUGGACCUUCAUUCGAAAGUAGACGUUAACAACAAGAAUAAUAUGAAUAANGU
Asparagus officinalis (garden asparagus) is the source of this 1689-nucleotide messenger RNA. Its product is annotated as protein DETOXIFICATION 42-like. The transcript has 13 exons. Bases 156 to 1658 code for a protein of 500 amino acids. Gene Ontology annotation, biological process: transmembrane transport. Lineage: Eukaryota; Viridiplantae; Streptophyta; Magnoliopsida; Asparagales; Asparagaceae. The record is from RefSeq and is a predicted model, not a curated record. Gene Ontology annotation, cellular component: membrane. Gene Ontology annotation, molecular function: xenobiotic transmembrane transporter activity; antiporter activity.